CCAACAAGCAGUUGCUCGACGCCGUCAUCUUCUGCCACGGACGCCACUUCAUCAUCGCUAAUAAAUGAAAGCCUUCGCCACAACCGCCCUCCCCCCACUCUUUCUCGUCUCUUCUCAAGCGUAGGGGAGGCAAAAUGGGAGGCUCCCAGCUGCUCUCUCCCCCUCCGAAGCUCCUCGGCUUCAUUCUCUUCCUUCUAUGGCUGCAAGAAUUCUACAAAUUGGAGAACGUACUUCUUCAUAGCUUUGCGCUGGUGAAUCAGCAAAAUGAGGAAAAGGAGAACACUUUUAUGCUUGCUGCUUCUCCAAAUAGUGCGCCACAACCUUUCCUUCCUCUUCUCGCACCUUCCCCAAUGGGGACACCAUUUUUCCACAACAGUACUCCAAAGUUAUCAGGGCGGUGCACAUUAAACUUCACUUCAGUUGACAGUUUAAUGAGUACAACUGCUGUUGAUUGCUGGACCUCUUUUGCUCCUUUCUUGGCCAAUGUAAUUUGCUGUCCUCAGUUUCAAGCCACUCUUACUAUUCUAAUAGGGCAAUCAAGUAAAGAAACAGGGAUGCUUGCUUUGGGUUCUACCCAUUCAAAAUAUUGCCUAUCAGAUAUUCAACAGAUACUUGGAAGUCAGGGAGCUAGUAGUGAUCUUCAAGAAAUUUGUUCAAUCCACUCAUCUAACCUUACCAGAGGAUCCUGCCCUGUAUAUGAUAUCAAUGGGUUUGAGAGUGUUGUCGACUCUUCUAAACUCCUGUCUGCGUGCAGGAAAGUCGAUCCUGUUACUGAAUGUUGCAGUCAAAUCUGCCAGAAUGCAGUACUAGAAGCGGCAAAUAAGCUUGCCUUGAGAAAUGGUGAAUUGAUGGCAAGCUUCUCUAUCAGUAAUAGUUUAAUUGAGCAUUCAUCUAAAAUUGAUAGUUGCAGAAGCAUCGUCCUUAGGUGGUUAUCUAGUAGACUCAAUACAGCAUCUGCCAAACUAUUUCUGAGACGGCUAUCCAACUGCAAUGUCAAUAGAGUUUGUCAACUGGAUUUUCCAGAUACCAAGGCUGUUGCAGAAAAUUGUGGCAAUAUGAUUAAAAACAAUACUACCUGCUGCCAUUCUAUGGAAAAUUAUGUGUCCCAUUUACAGAAGCAAAGUUUUAUAACCAAUUUGCAGGCUUUGAGUUGUGCCACCUUGCUUGGUCUGAAAUUGCAAGAAAUGAAUGUUAGCACAAAUAUUUAUAGUUUGUGUCAAAUAACUCUCAAAGAUUUUUCACUCCAAGCAGUUGGAACUCAAGAGUCUGGAUGCCUUCUUCCAAGCUUGCCGUCAGAUGUAACUUUUGACCCAUCUUCAGGGUUCAGUUUCACUUGUGACCUGAAUGACAACAUUGCAGCACCAUGGCCCUCUGCAUCUCAAAUAUCAUCAUCUUCAUGCAACAAGUCUGUUAAUUUUCCAGCACUUCCAGCUGCGACAUCUUCACAGUUUGAUUAAUCCUCAGCUAUGGUUUCUUAAUAUUGAUCGGCAGUUAUGGUAGUGGAUGCUCGGUUCCUCCAUAAAAAGUUUUGAUGGCUGUAGUUGUUGAUGCUUGAUGGUGUAUUUAGUGUUUAAUUUAGUUUUUUUACCUACUAUGGUAUUAGCUGUGAAGUCCACAGCAUUGAAUACCAUAUUCAAAUGAAGGGUUCAGGAAGAGGUCUUAGUUCUUGGGUUUAUGAAUCUAGUUUCGUCUUGGAGUCUUCUUAAGCUGAGUAUAGUUAGGUUCUCUCUGAUACAUUUUACAGGUCUAGUUAGUCUAAGACAAUGGUUAAUUGUGGACUUUGAAAAUGAAUGUGGCUAGUUGCAUGGUAAUCCCUUGCACUGAGCUUUAUCGUAGUUGCAAAACAGCAACUGGAGGACUCAAAACAGGCUCGGGUGACUGAAGUCCCUUCUCAACUUGUCAAUCCUAUCCCCUCACCAUGGUACAAGGGACACUAGAGAUGGGAUACCGAUCAGAACUAAUUGGUUAAAACAAUAUUGUCAUCCAAAAACAAAUUUAUCCAUUCCAGCACUCCAACUUUUCCAAAUUGCUGAUGACUGGUUUCCGUCACUUUUAAAUAAAUUGCUAUGCUUCAGUCGCAGUCCUGAUAUUUAAGAAGCAAUUUCUCAAUUUGACAGAGCAGCAGUCUAGCUACAAACUCGUCUUCUUUCAUCUGAGAAUUCCAGAUAUACAAUUAAAUUCUUAGCUGAAGUUUAAAUCAUUAUUUCACAGGUCAAACUGUUUAUUUGGUUGGAUUCACUCAUCUUUGUCCAACUUGUCAUUCAGGCUAUUUCUUAGGAUUCAUCUUUCAGAAUAGUUCUCUGAUUGCGUUACAAACUUUAACACUUGCUUGUCUCAGGUAGUUGGGACAUUUUUACCUUAUUGUUUUGUGGAAUGCUUCUUACAUAUUGAUUUCUU
This is a messenger RNA of Musa acuminata subsp. malaccensis (wild Malaysian banana), 2397 nucleotides long. The record is from RefSeq and is a predicted model, not a curated record. NCBI's taxonomy places the organism in Eukaryota, Viridiplantae, Streptophyta, Magnoliopsida, Zingiberales, Musaceae.